AUGGCCUCGAUCCCAGCAUUCUCUCGCCUUGUGCGAUUCGUGCCCAAGUCCGACCCUUCACGGAUUCUCAUCGGCCAGCCGCAGCAGAGUGGCCUGGAUGUUGGCGUUGCGACGCGCAGGGGGGAGAAUGUCUCGGUAGACGUCUUCUCGGGAACCUCGAUCCUAUCGCCAGGCAAAGAAACAGGUGUGGUUGAAAUGAUUGACCGUGUUCUUUCUCCCUUGGCUCAGGACGAAGUUGGAACCAUCAGAUGCAUUGGGUUGAAUUACAAACAGCACGCAGCUGAAGUGCAAAUGGAUAUCCCUUCCAUCCCUACAGUCUUCCUGAAGCCUGCAAACGCCGUCGGCGACCCUUGGCCUGCUCCAACAAUCUUACCCAAGCUCACUCAGCUCGAUGAUUGUGGCGAUUACGAGUCGGAACUAGCAGUCAUCAUUGGCAAGGCAGCCAAAAACGUCAGUGAGGCCGACGCUCUCGACUACGUUCUAGGCUACACGGCUGUGAAUGACAUUUCAAGCCGAACCUCUCAGCUUAACCAAUCCCAAUGGUCUUUCUCGAAGGGCUUCGAUGGAGCAUGCCCUCUGGGUCCAGUCAUUGUUUCUACAUCUGUUAUUCCCGACGUGUCAAAUCUUUGGCUUCGGGGACUCAAAAACGGGAAGGUUGUUCAAAAUUGUGGUAUCAAUGACCUAAUCUUCGGUGUCCCCAAGCUAGUCAGCUUUCUCUCGCAAAGUACCACUCUUCCCUCUGGUACGGUUAUCAUCACCGGAACCCCAGCUGGAGUUGGUUUGGGUCGGACGCCUAAGGAGACACUGAGGCAUGGGGAUGAGUUUGCUGUUGAGAUUUUGCCACAUAUUGGAACACUAUUCAAUGUCUUUGAGAAUGAAGAGUAG
Fusarium vanettenii 77-13-4 is the source of this 885-nucleotide messenger RNA. RefSeq lists its product as uncharacterized. Gene Ontology annotation, molecular function: acetylpyruvate hydrolase activity. The record is from RefSeq and is a predicted model, not a curated record. The transcript is spliced from 6 exons. NCBI's taxonomy places the organism in Eukaryota, Fungi, Ascomycota, Sordariomycetes, Hypocreales, Nectriaceae. The coding region runs from base 1 to 885 and encodes 294 amino acids.